Messenger RNA from Tinamus guttatus (white-throated tinamou), 5013 nucleotides. NCBI's taxonomy places the organism in Eukaryota, Metazoa, Chordata, Aves, Tinamiformes, Tinamidae. The record is from RefSeq and is a predicted model, not a curated record.
GCACUAGCUGCUAAAGGAAUUGAUUCAAUGUCACUUAGCUCAUUGGAAAUGUCACCUUUAGCAUCCAAAAAUGCUAAAGAAAGAAGAAAUAGGCGAAAGAAAAAGAAGUCUCUGGGAGCAGAAGAGUAUGGGGAAGACCAAAGGAAUCCCAAGUCUGAAUACGAUGAAGGUCAGAGAAGAAUGACUCUCCUUGGCAUUAGUUAUGGUCCCAGUGCAAACUUGGUGAAGCGCAGAACCAGCCACGGAAGCGUAUUCAGUUUCCGACUCCGUGGCAAAGACACUGGCUCCGAAACAGAUUUUGCCGAUGAUGAGAUCAGCACUGCUGGGGAGAAUGAAAGCCACCGAGGCUCUCUCUUAAUUCCAAGAUCUGGGAGGCGUCCGAGCGUGCAAAGUCAAGUGAGCCAUAGUUCUCACCCUGCUACUCCCAACUGCAUCCAGACGGGCAAAAGGAACAGCUCAGUGGAUUGCAAUGGUGUGGUUUCCCUGAUAGGAGGAGGCAUCGGGGCACUCAACCCAGACCCUACUUCUCCUGCAGGGUUACUGCUCCCCCCAGUUAUUAUGGAAAAACCUGGGACAGGCGACCUGACCUCUCCCUCCGACGAGGCGAGCAAGAGGCAGCUCCUGAUGCCCCACCGCCCGUCCGUGGACCACUCCGACGAGCCAUUCCAGAGGCAGCGGGCGGUGAGCGCUGUCAGCAUCAUCACCAGCGCCCUGGAAGAGCUUGAGGAAUCACACCAGAAAUGCCCUCCAUGCUGGAACCAUUUUGCAGUUAAAUUUCUCAUUUGGGAUUGCUGCCCGCUUUGGCUUUUAAUCAAGAAAUUUGUCAAGUUCGUGGUAAUGGAUCCGUUUACCGACCUCACCAUCACCCUCUGCAUUGUGCUGAACACACUCUUCAUGGCCUUGGAGCAUUAUAAGAUGACGAAGGAGUUUGACCACAUGCUUUAUAUAGGCAAUUUGGUCUUCACUGGGAUUUUUACAGCAGAAAUGAUCUUCAAAAUAAUUGCCCUUGACCCCUACUACUAUUUUCAGCAGGGCUGGAAUAUUUUUGACAGCAUAAUUGUCAUACUAAGUCUGAUGGAACUGGGCUUAUCCAGCAUGGGAAACCUGUCUGUUUUGCGCUCUUUUCGAUUGCUGCGAGUCUUCAAAUUGGCAAAGUCCUGGCCGACCUUGAAUACGCUUAUUAAAAUCAUUGGUAACUCAGUGGGUGCCCUAGGUAACCUUACUCUCGUGCUGGCAAUCAUCGUUUUUAUUUUUGCGGUGGUGGGAAUGCAGCUUUUUGGGAAAAGCUACAUGGACAACGUCAAGAAGAUAAGCACAACUGGCAAUUUACCACGUUGGCACAUGAACGAUUUCUUCCAUUCAUUCCUCAUUAUAUUCCGAAUUCUCUGUGGGGAGUGGAUCGAGACCAUGUGGGACUGCAUGGAAGUAGCUGGGCAACCACUGUGCCUUCUCGUCUUCUUGUUGGUCAUGGUGAUUGGAAACCUAGUGGUGCUCAACCUCUUCCUUGCCUUGCUGCUAAGCUCUUUCAGUGCUGACAACCUCUCGGCACCUGAUGAGGAUGGAGAGAUGAACAACCUACAGCUUGCUUUUGCACGGAUCAACAGGGGACUUCAAUAUGUGAAGCACACAACGUGGGAUUUUUGCUGCAGCGUCCUCCGGCAUCCCAAAACAACUGCUGAAAAAAAGGCAAUGAUGAAACUUGCUGCCCAGAAUACAGGUGCUCUCAACAACUGCGUGAACAGCCACACAACUACCGAGCUUGGCAAAGACAUGGAGAGCUACAAGGAGAACCACACUGAGGAUGGCAUGAAUAAAAACGGGGAGAAACACCUGGGAAUUAUGGACAACGAUGAUUUCAUGACCAAUCCUGACCUGUCCAUUUGUGUUCCUAUUGCUGUGGGAGAGUCUGAUAUCGAGGAGGAAGAUGAGGAGCAGAGCACAUUUACGGAAAUGGAACAGCUUGAUGAAAUCAGUCUUUCUGAAGGCAGCACAGUGGAUUUGACAAAUCCUGCAGAACUGCUGGAGCAGAUCCCUGAGUUUGCCGAGGAGCUGAUGGAGCCUGAAGAUUGCUUCCCUGAAGUUUGUGUCCGAUUCUUCCCCUGCUGUUCAGUGGACGUCACGAAGUUUCCAGGCAAAAUUUGGUGGAGGCUGCGGAAAACCUGCUACAGAAUCGUUGAGCACAACUGGUUUGAAACUUUCAUCAUAUUCAUGAUCCUGCUGAGCAGCGGAGCCCUGGCUUUUGAAGAUAUUUACCUGGAAGACCGAAAAAAUAUAAAAACCAUGUUGGAAUAUGCUGACAAAAUAUUCACGUACAUCUUUGUCUUGGAGAUGCUUUUGAAAUGGGUGGCUUAUGGCUUCAAGAAGUAUUUCACCAAUGCCUGGUGCUGGCUUGACUUUCUCAUCGUAGAUGUCUCUUUAAUAAGCCUCAUAGCUAAUACACUUGGAUACUCCGAGAUGGGUCCCAUUAAAUCCCUCAGGACCCUGCGAGCUUUGAGACCAUUAAGAGCCUUGUCACGAUUUGAAGGGAUGAGGGUGGUGGUCAAUGCCCUCGUGGGAGCCAUCCCUUCCAUCAUGAAUGUCCUGCUCGUCUGCCUCAUCUUCUGGCUUAUCUUCAGCAUCAUGGGAGUGAACCUGUUUGCUGGAAAGUUUGGGAAGUGCAUUAACAAGACAGAAGGAGAUAUGCCUUUAGACUCCAAAAUCAUUAACAACAUGAGUGACUGCAUACUCUAUAAUGUAUCCGGCACAUUUUAUUGGACAAAAGUUAAAGUUAACUUUGAUAACGUUGGUGCUGGGUACCUGGCUCUGCUACAAGUGGCAACUUUUAAAGGUUGGAUGGAUAUUAUGUACGCAGCAGUGGAUUCACGAGAGUGUGAGGAGCAGCCUGAAUGGGAAUGUAAUUUAUACAUGUACCUGUAUUUCGUGAUUUUCAUCAUCUUUGGUUCUUUCUUCACGCUGAAUCUCUUCAUAGGUGUCAUUAUUGACAAUUUUAACCAACAAAAGAAAAAGAUAAGUGGACAAGAUAUUUUUAUGACAGAAGAACAGAAAAAGUAUUAUAAUGCAAUGAAAAAACUGGGAUCUAAGAAACCUCAAAAGCCAAUCCCAAGGCCACUGAACAAAUACCAAGGUUUUAUUUUUGAUGUUGUCUCAAAACAAGCCUUUGAUGUCUCCAUCAUGAUCCUCAUCUGCCUUAACAUGGUUACCAUGAUGGUGGAAACAGAUGACCAAAGCCAAGAAAAAGUGAACAUCCUCCACAAAAUAAACAUGCUUUUUGUUGCCAUCUUCACUGGAGAAUGCAUCAUUAAAAUGGUUGCUUUGCGACACUACUACUUCACCAAUGGCUGGAACAUAUUUGACUUUGUCGUUGUGAUUCUCUCUAUUGUAGGCACCGUGCUUUCUGACAUCAUCCAGAAAUACUUUUUCUCUCCUACGCUCUUCAGAGUCAUUCGCUUGGCUCGGAUCGGCCGGAUCCUAAGACUCAUCCGGGGAGCCAAAGGAAUUCGAACUCUCCUUUUUGCCUUAAUGAUGUCCCUGCCUGCUCUGUUCAACAUCGGCCUCUUGCUUUUUCUGGUCAUGUUCAUUUAUGCCAUUUUUGGCAUGGCUAACUUUGCCUAUGUGAAGAAGGAGUAUGGGAUCGAUGAUAUGUUCAACUUCCAAACCUUUGCUAACAGCAUGCUCUGUCUCUUCCAAAUCACAACAUCAGCUGGCUGGGAUGGUCUUCUUAAUCCUAUUUUAAACACCGGACCACCGUAUUGUGACCCAAACCUCCCAAAUGCAAACGGUUCGAAGGGAGACUGUGGAAGCCCUGCUGUAGGGAUUUUAUUCUUCGUUACUUAUAUCAUUAUAUCAUUUCUCAUUGUUGUAAACAUGUACAUAGCCAUUAUUUUAGAGAACUUCAGUGUAGCCACUGAGGAAAGUACAGAGCCUCUAAGCGAGGAUGAUUUUGAUAUGUUCUAUGAAAUCUGGGAAAAGUUUGAUCCUGAAGCCACUCAGUUUAUUGAGUAUUCUGCACUUUCAGACUUUGCAGAUGCACUGUCAGAACCUUUGCGCAUAGCGAAACCAAACAAAAUUAAACUCAUAGCAAUGGACCUGCCCAUGGUCAGCGGAGACAGGAUCCAUUGCUUGGAUAUUUUGUUUGCUUUUACAAAAAGGGUGCUAGGGGAAUCUGGGGAGAUGGAUGCUCUUAAAAUACAGAUGGAAGAAAAGUUCAUGGCAGCGAAUCCAUCCAAGAUCUCUUAUGAACCGAUUACAACCACUCUCAGGCGGAAACAAGAAGAGGUGUCGGCCAUCGUCAUCCAGCGGGCCUACAGGAGACACUUGUUUCGGCGCUCCAUGAAGCAGGCUUCCUACUUGUACCGGCACAGAACUUUUGACAGCAGCAUCCUUGAGGACGAUGCACCCGAGAAGGAGGGUCUCAUCGCAUUCAUGAUGAAUGAAAACUAUGGCAGGCCAAUAGAUAAAUCCGAGACUCUGUCCUCCACGUCUUUCCCUCCAUCCUACGACAGCGUCACCAGAGGUACCAGUGACAACCUCCAGCUGAAGGUUACGGACUCCAGCAGAAGCGAUGAGGCUAUAGAUUGUCUGCUCUCGCCCGACAGAGAUAAAGAAUCAAUUGUUUAAAUGGUUGUUUAGAAUGCUUUAAAACAUUGUUUACAGAAUGUAAUGCUGUAACUACACAACGACUGAAGCAGCCUUCUUAUUAAACAUUAGUUGCAAAAGAAGCAAUGGAGUUUUUACCCUUAACUACAGGAGUCUAAUAAGUCAUAUAACCUCUGACCCUGUUUUUUUUGACUUGGCUCAAUAUUUAUAUAUGCACAGGACGAAUCUCUGCAGGGUCAAAGCUGUUAUAUCAAUGGCGUGAAUAUGAAUAUGCUAGACUGUAAAACAGUAAACACAGUGUAUAUCUAUCCACAGAUAAAGCCUGGCUGUAUACAUUCAUUUAAGGUCUUACUCAUAUUAGUGUGUUUACUUAUGGCGAUGUAUGACCUUGCAUUCUGAAAAGAAAAAAAAAAUAUA